AUGGUAAACCAAUCUCCUGCGAACCGUGUCGUAUCUCCAAAAUCCGCUGUGACCAUCAACAACCGACGUGUAGACGAUGUGACAUCAGGGUGCUACUAUCAUCCGGCCCCUUUAACUCGACCACGGAAGAAGGCACAAGCACCUCGCAGUGCGUCUCCCGUCAACCCAUCGCGUGUGGACGAUGAGGCCUUGGACGCCUCUGCUAGCCGGGGUGACGGGAUCGUACCAACUGGGCCUCAGAUGGGCUUGACGUCUACCUCCCAGCCGACUUAUUUGGGAUCCACUAGUUUUAUGUCAGCGUUUCACCAUAAUCAACGGGAUAUGAGCCUUUCAACACCGAAAACAGCCCAUGCAUCCAGCCUGCGCAAGGCAUGGAGUGCGGACUUCACGCACGUGCUUCCCCGGCUGGUACAGCUCCUGCGUCCCCUCAGGCUCUAUGAAGAUUUAAUAACCGACAAAUACCAUCGAAGCCCAUUCACCGUCAUCCCAGCUCCUCUUGUGCUUACGCCCUUAAGAUUGCUUCGUAACCACUGGGACAGGGAGGGAUGGCCGCAAGAGGGCUUGGGAUCCCGGAUCACUCAGAACACAGCCACCAAAUUGAUCAAGGUGGAAACGAAUAUGACAACGGACCAGUUUUACCGUUUGUUCACGGGUGCGAAUCUGCGAUGGGAGUUUGUCGGCCUCAUAUUCGCCCUGGCGGGGCUCGGUGCCAGCAUAUCCUCUUCCUCCCCAUUGUUCUCUCUGAACGGCAAGGAUGAAAUCAGCUCAGAAGCCUUUGCCAUGGAGAUGGCAGCUGCAAGUCUUGCAUGUAUUGAAAUCUGCAGGCAGUACGACAAUGUGAAUGACUUGGUCGUUUGGCUGCACUACACGUAUUUCGUAUUAGGAUCAAAUAUAGAUGGAGAGACAAACCAUCAUAUUUACGCACAAUUUGGGGACUUGAUCUCUUGCAUCCAUGCCAUGGGCCUACACCGCCCACAUCCUCCUGACUCCUCCAUUCCAUUCUUUCUCUCGCAGACCCGCAAGAGGGUUUUCGCAGCGUCAUAUCGAACCGACAAGAAUCUAGCUACUUUCCUGGGAAGGCCACCUCGACUUCCCUAUCAUUAUUGCGACGUGGAACUACCCUUGGAUCUCGACGACCAUAGUCUCAUCCUGGAUCGCCUUUCCCUCGACAAAGCUGUCAGGCAGCUUACCCCGGAUGGAUGGGGUGCUUUCAGCGGUGGUCUUCGCCCUGCCACAGUCAUCCGGUUGCGAUAUAUGAUUGCGAGGUUGCGAGAGCAGGUGAUGGAGCUGUCCUUGGGGCGGGCCUCAGUUGGUUCCCGAGAACAUGAACUCCAGAUUACCUAUCAAGAGUGUAAGCGACUGUGGGAUAGAGUGCCCAAUGAAUUCCACUACAGCAAGCGCUCCUGGGAGGUUCUGGGUCCGCACUUGUCCAUAAUAAGUCUGGUCAUCCAUCUGGAAUAUCUUUAUACGGUGUUUCAGGUCGAGCGUAUCCGUUGUGGUGAGAGUGCCGAUGCCAUGGCCGAUCUCCUGGACUCGGCCAUGCAGAUUGUCUCUGCAGUCACGGACUUUGCGAAGCAACGUGAUCAAGAAGGCAGCAUCCGAGAGCAGUACACGUGGAUUUUUCUGUUUUAUGCUCUCCCGGCAGCAGGUGUCGUUGCAACCGAACUCCAUCGUUGCACGGUGUCCAUGGUGCCACUACCAUGUUCCAUACCCCGGUCCAGGAUCAUCCGUGAUCUAAACCUGCUUGCCUCCUGGUUCGAAAGUGCUAGUCCACCGACUAGUUACACACAUCAGGCGUGUGUGGAAGUCACCCAGGUCAUAAUCAAACUCUUAGAUGAUACUUUGGACUACCCACCAAGCGGGCAGAUGGCACAUGGACCACAACCCGGUACAGGCAGUCGUCCUACGCCGAGCAGCGGUGAUCGAGUUCGGGAGAGUUCUCAUUCGAUCGGGGUGUCCUUAAAUGUGUACGAACAGAGCGAGACCCUACCAAACGUAGAUACCCUUGAAACCAGUGAGGAUUUCUUGAACUGGCUGGAUGAACUGGGGCUGGAAACCAGCGUCCCUGAGUUCUUUCGGUGGCAGUAG
Messenger RNA from Aspergillus bombycis, 2088 nucleotides. Its product is annotated as fungal specific transcription factor domain-containing protein. Gene Ontology annotation, molecular function: zinc ion binding; DNA binding. The record is from RefSeq and is a predicted model, not a curated record. The transcript is spliced from 5 exons. NCBI's taxonomy places the organism in Eukaryota, Fungi, Ascomycota, Eurotiomycetes, Eurotiales, Aspergillaceae. Gene Ontology annotation, cellular component: nucleus. Gene Ontology annotation, biological process: DNA-templated transcription. Bases 1 to 2088 code for a protein of 695 amino acids.